AUGAAAGAGGAACCCGCUUACAAGAUUAUAGUAAUUGGUGAUGUGGGUGUAGGGAAGAGCAACAUCUCAUCGCGGUUCUGUGACAGCAUUUAUUACGAUGACAUUGUUCCAACGAUUGGCGUGGACUUCAAGUAUUGCCAUACCACAACUUUAGAAAAGCACGCGCGCACCAUAUUGCUUCAGAUUUGGGAUACCUCCGGGCAGGAUCGUUUUGUUUCACUCACGACGGCUUACUACCGCAACUGUCAUGGCGCACUGAUUUGCUUUGAUCUCACCAAUCGGAGCUCCUUUGAAGGGAUCGACGCGUGGUUUGAGCGCCUGAGGUCCCACUGCCCGGUACUUCCGCCCCUCAUCCUCGUGGGUUGCAAGUUAGACCUGGUGGAGUGCAGUGAACUUCAUAAAGAAGGGACAAGCUUAGGGAUUUGCAGGCAAGUGGAGAAAAGCGAGGCAGACGCAUGGGCAAAGCGACACGGUUGCUUGUGCUACUUCGAGACGAGCUCGAGAAAUAACACAAAUGUCUCCGAAGCUUUCCAACACCUGGGGACUUAUAUAGUGAAUAACACAACUCCAACUGUCGAGGGUCAUGGGGACAAGGCGAUAGGGAACAUCGUACGAUUAAACACAAGUACACAUACUAAAAAGAGGAAGUGGAGGUGCUGA
Messenger RNA from Trypanosoma brucei brucei TREU927, 660 nucleotides. Its product is annotated as small GTP-binding protein Rab7, putative. The transcript has a single exon. Gene Ontology annotation, molecular function: GTPase activity; GTP binding. NCBI's taxonomy places the organism in Eukaryota, Euglenozoa, Kinetoplastea, Trypanosomatida, Trypanosomatidae. The record is from RefSeq and is a predicted model, not a curated record. Bases 1 to 660 code for a protein of 219 amino acids.